CCUAGUUUUCCUCAUCCUACUAUGCAUAUAUAUAUCUCCUCCUCUGUUCUCCAAUUUUUCUCAAUCUAAUCAACUAUUUUAUUCUGACUUUUCUUCCUCAGAUUCCCAUUAUCUUGUUAUCAGAUCGGUAACCGAGAAAACCCAGAAAAAAUAUCUUCAUAAACGACCCAUUUUCCCUUGAAUUUUCUCGAUGACGGAAAGUUUGAUGAACCAAAUUAGGAGACCAGAUGCAGUUGGGCAUGUUGAUAGGGUGAUUAAGAAGAACAGAUUCAAGAGAAAGGUGAGAAUUGCGCUGAAGAGGCCUAUGCCGAGGGUUUCGAUGACUCUGCAGAGAUUAUUUGAAUCGUGCCGAGAGGUUUUUAGAGGCCUUGGGACUGUUCCUUCUGCCCGUGAUGUGAAGAAAUUGUGCCAUAUUCUUGAUGGUAUGAAGCCAGAAGAUGUUGGGCUAAGUAUGAAUUUGCAAUUCUUUAAACCAAAGGAUGUGGCUGAAGGGAGCUCAAGAGUUACUUUCACAACCAUCUAUCAAUGUGAAAAUUUCUCGCUAUGCAUUUUCUUUCUUCCUGCAACUGCUGUCAUACCUCUCCACAACCAUCCAGAGAUGACUGUUUUCACCAAGCUUCUAUUAGGGACAAUGAACAUUAAAGCGUACGACUGGGUCGAUCCUCUCAAUUCCGAUAAUCUAGCUUCACCUUCGAGACCGAGACUGGCAAGAAUGAAAGCGAACAGAGAAUUCACUCCCCGAUGCAAUACUUCUGUACUAUAUCCCACUUCUGGAGGAAAUAUACACGAAUUCACAGCAGUAACACCAUGCGCCGUGCUUGAUGUUAUGGGACCUCCCUACUCUAAAGACGAUGGCCGCGAUUGCUCGUAUUACAGAGACACUCCAUGUGGUGGAGAUGGUUAUGGAUGGUUAGAGGAGAUUGAAAUGCCCAACGAAUCAGAAAUGGAUGGAAUUGAGUAUUUGGGGCCAAAAAUUAUCGACUUCACUACUUAGCUCUUUCGAUAUUGUAUUCCUUCUAAUAAAUUUCGUUGAUCUCCAGCCCAUAGCCGGCAGGAUAAUAAUUGUUCGCCACUAACGUGAUGUCGCCACAUCAAUGGUCAAGCCAUAUUUCUUUGACUUUUCAAAAGAAAAAAAGUUUGACUUGCUAAGGCGGCAUUGCCAAAUCCGCAGGUGAGCAUUAUAAAUCCUGCAUACCGUGGGCAGGAGAUCAUUUCUGAAUUUCCCUUUGUAAAUUGAUCAGUACCAGUAUUUACAUUUAAUAUGCAUCAUAUUUUGACAA
Olea europaea var. sylvestris is the source of this 1280-nucleotide messenger RNA. RefSeq names its product plant cysteine oxidase 2-like. Bases 191 to 994 code for a protein of 267 amino acids. The transcript is spliced from 4 exons. Lineage: Eukaryota; Viridiplantae; Streptophyta; Magnoliopsida; Lamiales; Oleaceae. The record is from RefSeq and is a predicted model, not a curated record. Gene Ontology annotation, molecular function: oxidoreductase activity, acting on single donors with incorporation of molecular oxygen, incorporation of two atoms of oxygen.